Molecule: messenger RNA, 2441 nt
Organism: Rhodamnia argentea
Lineage: Eukaryota; Viridiplantae; Streptophyta; Magnoliopsida; Myrtales; Myrtaceae
Product: 2-isopropylmalate synthase A-like
Exons: 13
Coding region: 8-1978 (656 amino acids)
Biological process (GO): L-leucine biosynthetic process
Cellular component (GO): chloroplast
Molecular function (GO): 2-isopropylmalate synthase activity
Source: RefSeq, a predicted model, not a curated record
AUCGCCGAUGGCCAUGGCUUCCACCUUCAUCAACCCUAAUUUCUCUUCCAUCUCCAUCUCCUCCUCCUCCUCCUUCGCUCCCAGACUCUACUCCCUCUUCCCCUCCUCUCGCCAUACCCCAACAUCAUCAUCAUCAUCAUCAUCCACCUUCCCUCGCUUCUCUUCCCAAUCUCCCCCAUCGCCACAACCACCCUGCUCCGCCAUCCGAUGCUCCGCCGCCGCUCCCCCUCCCUCCCCCUCCCGCCGCCCUCCGUACAUCCCCAACCGCAUCCCCGACCCCAACUACGUCCGCAUCUUCGACACCACCCUCCGCGACGGCGAGCAGUCCCCCGGCGCCACCAUGACCUCCAAGGAGAAGCUCGACAUCGCCCGCCAGCUCGCCAAGCUCGGCGUCGACGUCAUCGAGGCCGGCUUCCCCACCUCCUCCAAGGACGACUUCGAGGCCGUCAAGGCCAUCGCCCUCGAGGUCGGUAACGCCGUCGACGCCCAUGGCUACGUCCCCGUCGUUUGCGGCCUCUCCAGGUGCAACGAGAAGGACAUCAGGACCGCUUGGGAGGCCGUCCGCUACGCCAAGCGGCCGAGGAUACACACCUUCAUCGCCACCAGUGGGAUCCACAUGGAGCAUAAGCUGAAGAUGAGCAAGGAAAAGGUUCUCGACAUUGCCAGGAGGAUGGUGGCCUUCGCCCGGAGCUUGGGCUGCGAUGAUGUCGAGUUCAGCCCUGAGGAUGCUGGCAGAUCGGAGAGGGAGUUUCUCUAUGAAGUUCUGGGUGAAGUUAUCAAGGCAGGUGCCACAACUCUCAACAUACCCGACACUGUGGGUUAUACUAUUCCUGAAGAGUUUGGUAAACUGAUAGCUGACAUAAAAGCGAAUACCCCUGGAAUAGAAAAUGUUAUCAUUUCCACACACUGCCAAAAUGAUCUUGGUCUUUCAACAGCCAACACCAUAGCGGGCGCAUGUGCUGGGGCAAGACAAGUGGAAGUAACAAUUAAUGGCAUUGGUGAAAGAGCUGGAAAUGCUUCUUUGGAAGAGGUGGUAAUGGCCUUAAAAUGCAGAGGGCAGCACGUAAUGGGAGGUCUUUACACAGGAAUCAAUACUCAUCAUAUUGUCAUGACUAGCAUAAUGGUAGAAGAGUACUCGGGCUUGCAUGUACAACCUCAUAAAGCUAUUGUUGGAGCUAAUGCCUUUGCUCAUGAAAGUGGCAUCCAUCAGAAAACUUUACAGCAAGGAAGAUUGCCAAAUGCGUCCAUUUUGUUGGUCGCUGCUCAAAAUGACGGAAUGCUGAAACACCCAAGUACAUAUGAAAUUAUAUCUCCUGAAGAUAUUGGACUCGAGCGAUCCAAUGAGGCGGGCAUUGUCCUUGGAAAAUUGAGUGGGCGCCAUGCUUUGAAAAAUAAACUUCACGAGCUUGGUUAUGAUAUUGAUGGUGAACAACUGGACAAUAUCUUCUGGCGGUUUAAGGCAGUAGCUGAGCAGAAAAAGAGAGUUGCUGAUGCUGACAUAAGAGCCCUGGUAUCAGAUGAAGUUUUUCAACCAACGGUUGUAUGGAAGCUUCAUGAUUUACAGGUUACAUGUGGUACUCUUGGUCUGUCGACGGCAACUGUGAAACUUAUUGGUGCUGAUGGGAAAGAGCAUAUUGCUUGUUCUGUCGGUACUGGACCUGUGGAUUCAGCAUACAAGGCUGUUGAUCUAAUUGUUAAGGUACCUGCAGCGCUUCUUGAGUACUCCAUGAACGCUGUCACAGAGGGCAUUGAUGCAAUAGCCACAACCCGAGUUUUGAUCCGUGGCGAAAACAAUCACACAUCUACACAUGCUUUAACUGGGGAGACUGUACACAGAACCUUCAGUGGUACUGGGGCGGGCAUGGAUAUUGUCGUUUCAAGUGUGAGGGCCUAUGUUGGUGCAUUGAACAAGAUGUUAAGUUUCGUGGAGCAGACUCCGUCAGAGGUUCCUGCAGAGAGAACCCCAGUGUCCGUGUAAACAUGCCUGACGAUUGGUUGUUGCAUCUUCCAUAUGACUGGUGACAACACGAUGAGCUUUUGGGUCUUCUCCAUGCAUCCCUGGCCAAAGGUCUUCACAAAUCUAUCUAUUAAGGGUUAAUAUUUUCAAAAACUUCGUUCCCAAGAAGCAGUGAAGAAAAGUCAUUCCUUUGUUGGUGAGUUAGUCUGAACUUCUUGAGCAUAUGUCUGAGGAGUGUGUAAGUAGUCUUUUACAGACUAGACAUAAGUUGGUGUGUCCAAGUUAGUAAGCUGUUUAGAUGUGCCAAUACGUCUUAGUUUCCUUGUUCCCCUUUUCUGUAAGGAUUGGAUUUUUAACUUGUUUUCGAAGUUCUCCUAAGUGUUUUUUCUUUUACCUGCAAUAUUUUACAGAGUAGUGUUGCGUUUGUUGCAUUUAAGAGAACCUUUUCAUCAUUAUUAGAUGUGCAAUUCCAAAACUACUCUCU